UGCUAUGUCUAGUCAGUUUGGUUGAAGAGUCAAUGAAUCUUUCAGUUAGUAUUUUUCAGGGUCUGAGUGACUGGUUAUCAAAAGAAUGUAUGGAACCUACAUAAAUGUUUGUUAAAAAUACUGCCAUAAGUUAAUCAAAACCAGCUGCAUUAAAACAGGAGGGGUGGGGUUGCUUGAAUUUUUAAGGUGAGAUGUCUGAAAAAUUAAGUAGGUGCCGUAAGGAGCUAGCAGCAGCUAUUGACCGAGCCAUGGAAGAUCUCUCCAUUCCUUUCCUUUCUUCCCAAGAUUCCAGCAACAACCAGGACUCUGAUUUGCCAAUAGCGCAGCUUUCUACACCCCCUAAUGCAGAUAUCUUUAAUCCUAAGGGAGAGGUAAUAUCUCCUACUGUGUAUUGCCCCCAGCAGCCUUCAGCGGUCUCUUCUCCUCCUGAAAAAGAGAAUCCCCUCCUCAGGCCAAAUCUCUUUCCAGUGACUGUGACCUCCAGUAUCCCAUGUCCCAAACGGGAACCACUGAUGAGCAAGGAAAAUACCUGGUUGCACCCACCAAUCUUUAUGGCUGACAAGCAGUAUUUUAUCAGCCUAGAAGACAGUGAGAGGUGGAAGAAAGGACAUUUAAGCAAAACGGAUGAAAGAUCCAUGAAGUCAGAAACAAGCAUAAUUUCCUGUGAUGUUCCUCCAGAGAAUCCAAAGGACCAUGAAGAUAUGUCUGCUGAUGAGUCCUCGACUGUCCAUCUGGGAGAGAGGAACAGUUUCAGAAAGGUCCUAGAACACAGCCCAGAAGACGAAGCUAUUAUUGAAACCUUGCUGGAUAUGGAAGAGGAAUACAGAUUAAACAGCUCCACCUUGCACCAGUUGCACUAGGCAGGUGGUAUAAAGUGUGAGCUAUUUUAAGAUUUGGUAGUAACAUUUUCCAACCAUGGCAACCUUGGCAAGCAGUCCUGACCGUUGCAGGAUGCGCUAUUAAAGUAAGUGAUUUACAAUCU
Candoia aspera is the source of this 982-nucleotide messenger RNA. RefSeq names its product chromosome 2 C3orf62 homolog (gene C2H3orf62). NCBI's taxonomy places the organism in Eukaryota, Metazoa, Chordata, Lepidosauria, Squamata, Candoiidae. The transcript is spliced from 4 exons. The record is from RefSeq and is a predicted model, not a curated record. Bases 192 to 860 code for a protein of 222 amino acids.